This is a messenger RNA of Medicago truncatula (barrel medic), 2959 nucleotides long. Its product is annotated as arginine decarboxylase. Gene Ontology annotation, molecular function: arginine decarboxylase activity. The transcript has a single exon. Gene Ontology annotation, biological process: spermidine biosynthetic process; L-arginine catabolic process. The coding region runs from base 490 to 2682 and encodes 730 amino acids. NCBI's taxonomy places the organism in Eukaryota, Viridiplantae, Streptophyta, Magnoliopsida, Fabales, Fabaceae. The record is from RefSeq and is a predicted model, not a curated record.
CAUGCAUUCUUCGCUCACUUCCUCCUCCUUUCACAUUUCACAACACACGUCUUCCAAUUUCAAUCACAUAUCUUUAACAACCUCUUCCCUCAAAUUUCUCCUUUGUUCCUAUAACAUUUACCCAUUCCUUAUUCCUCUCUUAUAACCGUUUUCUCUCCCUCAACCACAAACACAAACACCAAUUUUCAUAUAUUACUACAUUCAUAGAUCUACUUUUACCUUACUGCUUAAUUACCUUUCACAAAUCUCAAUUACCUCAAUAAAAAAAUACCCAUCUUCUUCUGAUUGAUAGUUGUGGGGAUUAAUUUUGUUACUCAGAGAUUGUUAGGGAAGUUCUCUUUUUUUUAUUAGAUCUCUCUCUGUCUUCUUUUGGGGGGGUAGCCGGGGCUUUUGCCUCGGCGGGUUUCAAAGCCCCCACUUUCACAAUCUUACAAAAAAAAACCUAAUUUUUUUUUUUGUUUUAACCUCAUUUUUUUUGUUACGGAAAAGAUGCCGGCUUUAGCUUGUGUUGAUGUCACUACUGCCCUCCUUCCUCCUCCCGGCUACGCUCUCGCCGGAGAUACAACAACUCUUCCGCCGCCUCUCACAUUCACCACCACCCCCGGCGUGACAGCAAUCAACAACAACGGAGAUGAAGUUUCUGACACCAAUUGGUCACCUUCACUUUCUGCAAAAUUGUUCAAAGUUGAUGGCUGGGGUUUCCCUUACUUCGGUGUGAACACAGCCGGAGAUAUCUCCGUCAGGCCACAUGGCUCUGCGACGAUGUCUCACCAGGAGAUUGAUUUGUUGAAGGUUGUGAAAAAGGCUUCCGAUCCGAAAUGCUGUGGUGGAUUGGGUUUACAGCUGCCUCUCCUUGUUCGUUUUCCAGAUGUUUUGAAAGAUAGGCUUGAAUCUCUUCACGCUGCGUUCGUUGGCGCGAUUCAAUUGCAUGGGUAUGAGAAUCAUUACCAAGGUGUUUAUCCUGUAAAGUGUAAUCAGGAUAGGUUUGUUGUAGAGGAUAUUGUUGAAUUUGGUUCGCAGUUUCGGUUUGGAUUGGAAGCUGGAUCGAAGCCUGAAUUGCUUUUGGCUAUGAGCUGUUUGUGUAAAGGUAACAGAGAAGCUUUUCUGAUUUGUAAUGGUUUUAAGGACAGUGAAUAUAUUUCAUUGGCUUUGAUUGCGAGGAAGCUUGCUUUGAACAGUGUUAUUGUUCUUGAGCAAGAGGAAGAGCUUGAUAUGGUGGUUGAGAUUAGCAACAAGCUUUGUAUUCGUCCUGUGAUCGGUGUUCGCGCGAAGCUGAGGACCAAACAUUCUGGCCAUUUUGGUUCAACUUCUGGUGAUAAAGGUAAAUUUGGUUUAACAACAAUUCAGAUUUUGCGUGUGGUGAAGAAACUUGAACAAUUAGAUAUGCUUGAUUGUCUCCAAUUGUUGCAUUUUCAUAUUGGGUCUCAAAUUCCCACCACUGAAUUGCUUGCUGAUGGUGUUGGGGAAGCUGCACAGAUUUACUGUGAAUUGCUUCGUUUGGGUGCCCAGAUGAGGGUUUUAGAUAUUGGGGGUGGUUUGGGAAUAGAUUAUGAUGGUUCGAAAUCUAGUGAUUCGGAUUUAUCUGUUGCUUAUGGGUUAGAAGAGUAUGCUGCAGCUGUUGUUCAUGCUGUGAAGUAUGUAUGCGAUCGUAGGAACGUGAAGCAUCCUGUGAUUUGUAGCGAGAGUGGUAGGGCCAUUGUGUCUCAUCAUUCUGUUUUGAUUUUUGAGGCUAUUGGUGCAAGUUCAAAGAGUGCCCCUUCAUUGUCCUCCAUUGGAUUGCAGUAUUUAGGAGAAGGGCUCUCUGAGGAGGCACUUGCUGAUUAUCAGAACAUAUCGGCUGCUACGCUUCAUGGCGACCAUGAAGCUUGUUUGCUCUAUACCGAUCAAUUCAAGAAACACUGUGUUGAGCAAUUCAAGCAAGGGACUUUAGGGAUUGAACAACUUGCUGCAGUUGAUGGUUUGUGUGAUCUGAUAACGGAGACAAUUGGGGUUAAGGAUCAAGUUAGGAAGUACCACAUGAAUCUUUCUGUGUUCACCUCCAUUCCUGAUUUUUGGAGCAUAGAUCAGUUGUUUCCCAUAAUCCCCAUUCAUCGUUUGGAUGAGAAACCAACUGCUAGGGGAAUUUUGUCUGACUUGACUUGUGACAGUGAUGGGAAGAUUGACAAGUUCAUUGGUGGUGAGUCAAGCUUGCCACUGCAUGAAUUGGAAGGACAUGGUGGAGGAUAUUAUCUGGGAAUGUUCUUGGGUGGGGCUUAUGAGGAGGCACUUGGUGGGUUGCACAACCUGUUUGGUGGCCCUAGUGUUGUUAGGGUGUUGCAGAGCGAUGGUCCACAUGGUUUCGCAGUUACACGUGCUGUGGCUGGACCGUCUUCUGCAGAUGUCCUCCGAGUGAUGCAGCACGAGCCGCAGCUCAUGUUUGAGACGCUUAAGCACCGUGCACUUGAGUUUUGUGGACAACAUGAUGAUGACAGUGUGGUGGGUGCAGCAGGGUUGGCAAAUUGUCUAGCUCGAUCCUUUGAUAACAUGCCUUAUCUGGUUUCAUCAUCGGCUUGUUGCUUGAAUGCUGUCACUAACAAUGAUGGUUUUUACUACUGUUCUGGUGAUGAUUUUAGUGCAGAUUCAGCUUCUGCUGCUACUUCUGUUGCUGGAGAAGAUGAGCAUUGGUCUUAUUGCUGUGCUUGAGUUUCGUCUUUUAGCAUUCCCUUUUCAUUAUGCUGUUGUUGGUUGUUGUCAUGGUGGUCUUUUUUUUGUUAUUUUAAGAUUCUGUUUUGUUUUUUUUUUUGGUUUAGUUACAGGAUGUAAGAAGAAGCAGAACAGGGUUCUUAUGUGCCUUUGUUUGCAAUUUCGACAUGUUCAUGUUCAUUUCUGUCAUGUUGAAUUCUAGUGUAGCCAAUUAAAAAAUUGUUGCUUUGAUUUUUAUGUUUAGAAUAAAUAAACAAUUCAACUUCAUAUUCUUUUU